AUGGGAUUCGCACCGCUCACAACGACGAUCACGCCAACCGCUCUAGCACCGCGGGCGACUUCUGUUGAUCAUGACGGUACACCACCUGUAGCUGCGCUGACUACGGUAUGGACGCCUUCCGAUGGCUGCUUUCCGGUUUCUACCCGUCCUACGACGGACAUCGAUAUAUUUUGGUCUUCUAAUCCCGAAUGCGCUCCUCCUGGCUACGCUAGCUACUUCGAAACGUACUACUAUUCUCCCGCCAUAUGUCCCAGUGGGUUUACUGUUGGCUGUUCGCGAUACGGCAACUUUCAAGGCCCAUCUGUCGAACUCACUGAAACAGCUGUUCUUUGCGUUAUGAGUGAUUAUUCAUGUACUCCCGAUGAAUGGAACUACUACGCAACUAACACCGACUUAUCGUAUGCACAAGUAAUGAUACAGAUACGUUGGGCGUCGAGUGAUCUUUCUAUCUUGGAAACGCAUCCCUUGACGCCUGGCCUGACUUUAGCGGCAGGAACUUUAGGUGACGAGACCGACGUAUCAAGGACCCAGUCAUCAUCUAGCACAGCAGUAACAGGGCUAUCUUCAGAUCCGGAUAGCAACGGCGUCAGCUUAUCUGUUGGUGCUCAAGUUGGGAUUGGUGUCGGCGCGGGCCUGUUUGGUCUCUUAGGUCUCGGAUUAGCGAUCUUCUUUAUACUUAGAUACAGGAAGAAGCGUACGAACGGACAGGCCGCCAGUCAGCCUCCGCCCAUGCAGCAGCCUCCUCCAGGCCAGUAUCCAUUUCAUCAAUACCCUUAUAUGUCCGGUUCGGGACCUGCUGGACAACCGAUCCAAAUAUAUCCCCAGACUACCUAUCCAGGAUAUUCAGCCUAUGUCGACCCUAAAACUGGUACCACAACUUAUUAUUCCGCGGUUCCCCAACCUACGGAGUUAGCAGGCACUGCUAUCAACGGACCAAACACGCCUAGCAGCCAGGAAUUAUCAUCCGUCCCAGGGUCACAGCCAACUCAACUUCGAGAUUCUACGUUUUCUAACGGCCAACCAAUGCCGACGCACUCAGGUACCAAUAACAAUCCUUCUAUCAGUCACUAUGAAGCUUCCGGUGAGCUAGCAGUAGCUGAGAUGUCUGCGGAUGAGGGACUUGCGCAAUCUAUAGGAAGUACCGAUAAGCCGCAAGUGCAGCAAGAAAUGGCACAUCUGAUGGCUGAGCAAGCGAAAUUGGAUGCCAGAAGAACUCGACUAAUGGAAUUGGCUGACCUGGACGAAGAGGAACAACGGAUACGAACAAGAAUGCAACAACUCGGACAGGCAUAA
Molecule: messenger RNA, 1293 nt
Organism: Daldinia childiae
Lineage: Eukaryota; Fungi; Ascomycota; Sordariomycetes; Xylariales; Hypoxylaceae
Exons: 3
Coding region: 1-1293 (430 amino acids)
Source: RefSeq, a predicted model, not a curated record